This is a messenger RNA of Bipolaris victoriae FI3, 150 nucleotides long. RefSeq lists its product as hypothetical. Lineage: Eukaryota; Fungi; Ascomycota; Dothideomycetes; Pleosporales; Pleosporaceae. The record is from RefSeq and is a predicted model, not a curated record. Bases 1 to 150 code for a protein of 49 amino acids. The transcript has a single exon.
AUGUUCACGCCUCUCCCAACACUCCCUUUCCCCCUUACUACCUACGUAGCAAAAAAAAAAUCUUUUAUCCCCUUGCACCUCAUCACAAACCCCGAACUUUACCCUUUCCCCCCCUCGCCUACCCAUCCAUCAUACGACAAAUCCACCUAG